Messenger RNA from Phalaenopsis equestris, 1338 nucleotides. RefSeq names its product 1-aminocyclopropane-1-carboxylate synthase 7-like. Gene Ontology annotation, molecular function: transaminase activity; pyridoxal phosphate binding. Lineage: Eukaryota; Viridiplantae; Streptophyta; Magnoliopsida; Asparagales; Orchidaceae. The coding region runs from base 1 to 1338 and encodes 445 amino acids. The record is from RefSeq and is a predicted model, not a curated record. Gene Ontology annotation, biological process: biosynthetic process; amino acid metabolic process. The transcript is spliced from 4 exons.
AUGUCUAAAAUGUUUGGGAAAGAGGUGCCAUUGUCAAAAAUGGCGGUGUCUAAAGCUCAUGGAGAGGACUCUCCAUACUUCGCUGGCUGGAAAGCUUAUGAAGAGAAUCCUUAUGAUGCUGUAAGAAAUCCUGAUGGAGUUAUUCAGAUGGGCUUAGCUGAGAAUCAGCUUUCUUUUGAUCUGCUGGAAGAGUACCUGGAGCUGCACCCAGAAGCUUUUAGCUGGGGCUCUGACUCCUCUAGUUUUAGAGAAAAUGCUUUGUUUCAGGACUAUCAUGGCCUCCAAACUCUCAGACAGGCAUUGGCUAGCUUUAUGGAGAAAAUAAGAGGUGGUCGAUCAAAGUUCGAUCCCAACUGCAUCGUCCUCACCGCCGGCGCCACCGCCGCCAACGAGAUCCUUACCUUUAUCUUAGCCGACCGCGGCGAUGCCUUACUUGUCCCAACUCCUUAUUAUCCAGGGUUUUUGAGAGACCUGCAAUGGAGAACUGGAGUCACCAUCUUCCCCGUCCAUUGCUACAGCUCCAAUGGCUUCCAACUGACUCUCUCCUCCCUCGAAAAAGCCUACGCUGAAGCCAAAGCUUCCAACUUUAAUGUCAGGGGUCUUCUGAUGACCAAUCCUUGUAAUCCUCUGGGCACCUCUGCCUCUCUUUCUCUUCUCCAAGACAUAAUUCACUUCAUCUCAGACAAAAACAUUCAUCUGAUCUCCGAUGAGAUCUACUCUGGCUCUGUUUUCUCUUCUACAAACUUAUUCAGCAUUUCAGACCUCAUCACUGAUGCCAUCUCUGAACAAGUUCAUAUUGUUUAUAGCUUAUCGAAAGAUUUGGGCCUUCCUGGUUUCAGAGUUGGAGCUCUGUAUUCCUAUAACGACAGAGUUGUUAAAACAGCUAGAAGAAUGUCAAGUUUCAGUCUUGUUUCUUCUCAGACUCAAAAAUUGCUGUCUUUUAUGCUGUCAGAUGAGGAGUUUACAGUGAGAUAUAUAGAGAAGAAUAGAGAGAGACUGAGAGAGAGAUAUGAAUUAGUUGUUAAUGGGUUGAACGAAGCAGGGAUUGAGUGCUUGAAAGGAGAGGCAGGGCUGUUCUGUUGGGUGAAUAUGGAGAAGUUGAUGGAGGAGGAGACGAAUGAAGGAGAAGCAGAGCUCUGGAAGGUGAUAAUUGAUGAUUUAAAGCUUAAUAUAUCACCAGGUUCUUCAUGUUGUUGUGCUGAACCAGGUUGGUUCAGACUUUGCUUUGCUAAUAUGAGCAGAGAGACGUUGGAGGUGGCGCUGAAGAGAAUGAAAAAUUUUGCUCAGAAGAAGGUCGCUGCUAAGAAGAAGAAGAGGAACAAUGUUUACUUCUGUUGA